Ornithorhynchus anatinus (platypus) is the source of this 933-nucleotide messenger RNA. RefSeq names its product olfactory receptor 13-like. The record is from RefSeq and is a predicted model, not a curated record. Gene Ontology annotation, cellular component: membrane. NCBI's taxonomy places the organism in Eukaryota, Metazoa, Chordata, Mammalia, Monotremata, Ornithorhynchidae. Gene Ontology annotation, molecular function: G protein-coupled receptor activity; olfactory receptor activity. Gene Ontology annotation, biological process: G protein-coupled receptor signaling pathway. Bases 1 to 933 code for a protein of 310 amino acids. The transcript has a single exon.
AUGGGUACCAAUCGGACGUCAAUCUCGGAAUUCCUCCUCCUGGGGUUUGCCGUCCACCCCAAGAUGCAGCUGUUCCUGUUCGGGCUCUUCUCCCUGCUCUACACCGCCACUCUGCUGGGCAACGGGGUGAUCCUGGGCCUUGUCUGGCUGGAUGGGCGGCUCCACACCCCCAUGUACUUCUUCCUCUGCCACCUGGCCGUGGUCGAUAUCUCCUACGCCUGCAACACGGUCCCCCAGAUGCUGGUGAACCUCCUGCGUCCAGCGGAACCCAUCUCCUUGGCCGGCUGUUCCGCCCAGACCUUCUUGUUCCUGACCCUGGCCCACACCGAAUGCUUCCUGCUGGUGGUGAUGUCUUACGACCGCUUUGUGGCCAUCUGCCGCCCUCUCCGCUACCCCCUGGUCGUGAGCCGGAGAGCGUGCCGGAUCCUGGUGGGGCUGUGCUGGGCUCUGGGCUCCCUCUUGGCUCUGCUCCACCUGCUCCUCCUGCUCCGGCUGCCCUUCUGUGGGCGGAGGGAAAUCGACCACUUCUUCUGCGAAAUCCUGGCCUUGCUGCGGGCGGCCUGUGGCGAUGCCCGGAUCAACGAGGCCCUGGUCUUGGCGGGGGCCGUCUCGGUGCUGGUGGGCCCCUUCUUCUCCAUCCUGACCUCCUACCUGAGCAUCCUCUGGACCAUCCUGAGGCUCCGGUCACGGGAGGGGCGGCGCAAAGCCUUCUCCACCUGUGCCUCCCACCUGGGCAUAGUGGGGCUCUUCUACGGCACCGCCAUCAUCACCUACGUGGGACCUGGAACAGCGAACCCCGGAGAGGGGAAGAAAUAUCUUUUGCUGUUCCACAGCCUCCUCAACCCCAUGCUGAAUCCCAUGAUUUACAGCCUGAAGAAUGGGGAGGUGAAGAAGGCCCUGAGGGAGGUGAUGAAGAGGGUGAGGGCCCCAUGA